Messenger RNA from Sycon ciliatum, 1882 nucleotides. RefSeq lists its product as uncharacterized. The record is from RefSeq and is a predicted model, not a curated record. Gene Ontology annotation, molecular function: metal ion binding. The transcript is spliced from 7 exons. Lineage: Eukaryota; Metazoa; Porifera; Calcarea; Leucosolenida; Sycettidae. The coding region runs from base 197 to 1456 and encodes 419 amino acids.
UCGUCCCUCAAACACCUUGCUUCCCAUCAGAGAUUGAUUAUUUGCUUGCCUGAGUAAUUUGCGUCUUCCAAAAGAUAUCAGAAUCAGGUUCUCUCUGUGUAGAUCCCUCUAGCGCCUUGCUAAGUAUCGUCCUUGCAGAAGAGUUGGGAUUAUUCGAUUCUCGGUGUGAAGUCGGCCGCGAAUUGUGAAAUUUACUAUGGCUCAAGUCGGUAAUGAUUGCUACUUCUUCUACUACUCGAGCUGCAAGAAGGGACCCGCUUGUCCAUUCCGGCACAGUGCCCCUGCACUUGGCAAGGAAGACGUCUGUCAAGAUUGGGCCAAAGGAAGCUGUAUUGUUCCGAAUUGUGCACGUCGCCACAUGGGAAUACAUAAAGACCGUGGCAGCAUGCCAUGCUACUGGGAGUCUCAGCGAGUGGGGUGUACCAAGCCGUUCUGCCCAUUCAAGCAUUUGAAGCCCCGUCCUGAUGCGCCUCUGCAAACUGGCCAAGUUCAACCCACUACGACCGCACCCCAAGGAAAUCCAGUCGAAGGUGGACCAGCGCAGGUGCUUUCACCUGAUUUCAAGUUGCUGAUAACCAUACCUGAUGAUAGCAGUGCACAGCGCAGCCCCACCAUCCGGACUAUUGGCAAAUCUCAAAAAAGACUGCGACACGCCCGAACACAAGGGGUUGCCACCGACUCAACUGCCGCUGACUCCAGAAUGGAUAUGAGAAGAGCAACUCGAGCAAUGAGCCGAUACCAUUGGGUUCAUGCUCGCGAUCAGCUAAAUCAACAGCAUAGAUCUGAAACUGCAAGGCGUGGUCCAGGUCCUUUGUUACCCAAGAAAAGGACAGCAUCUGUUCAGCAAGAAGUCCAAACAAAGCCGUUAGCCAAACGACGCAGGCCUGAGCCUGUUGCUGUUCCAGUGUCUCCACAACCGUCCACCGCUGCUGGUCUUCGCAUCAAGUCUUUAGAUGAAAUCCUUGCUGAGAAACGCAAGCAUCACGCGACCAUUAGUGACAGCACUGUAUCUGCAGAAGACACCUGUCAAAGAAGACCGGCCGAUUCAACCAGCAAGGAAUCACCAUCAGUAGUUUCCAGUUCAGCAAGCAAGAAUGUAUGCAGUCCAGUACUGAGUACUGCACCUACCAAGAGUUCCACUCCAGCGACACCACCUGCUAAGAUAACAAGACUCAGCAGUCAUUCUUCCGCUAAGAAGGAAAGCCCAGCCACUACGAAGGUGUCCCAAAGUGAAGGAAGUGAAGUUACUUCCACUGCUGAUACUACUACUAUGAAGUCCGAUGCCAAGUCUGAAUUUGAUUGGCUCGAUGACAUCGACCUGCUUGAUGACGAUGCAUUUGAGAAAGCGAUGAGAGAAUUUGUUGGUGACGUAACCUACGUCGACUUGAAUAAGCCAGACCUUGACGAAACAGUCAACAGCGAAGAUCUACUCCUGGAAGCGGAGCUGAUGAUUUAGACUAAGAGAACUGUUGUGUAUUUCCACAUUACGCAGUGUGCUCACCAUUUGCCAUGCCUACUUCAUGCCUAAUCGCCAUUGGGGAUAUACACCCGGUUUUUUCCCUCUCUACUGCGUCCGUCGGCGCGAGGGUUUUUUCCCGGCUGGCUCGGUCCAGGAAAAUUAACCUGACGGCCCCAAGUGGUUUUGCGUCAUGCCCUAUUUCAGCUAUCUGCUGGCUCACUUAUUUGGGCAUCUUCGCCUAAUGCUUGAUUAUUAUUACUAAUAAUGCUUUGAGCGCUGCUUGAUAUAUCAGCAUAUAAUGCUAAUUUGAAUGCUCGCUUUUCACUUUCUCGCUGGCUGUGUUGUGCAGAAUCAUGUGCCAACCUUUACUACAUGUACAUUGCAUUGUCAUUUCAUUCAGUACAAUGCAAACAUAUAUUAUUA